AUGGCGUGUUCCACGCUUCAGGGUAUCAUCACAUUAGUGAUGGUGCUCGUCUUCUCCUCUUUAGCCCCGUUAGCCUCAGCGCUGCCUACCCUUCGUGUCAUGCCUCUCGGAGAUUCCAUCACAAAGGGAAAUGGCUCAAAAGAUCAAAAGGGAUACCGCAACCGCCUACGUGAGAAGCUCACAGGUCGAGGGGCCUCAGUCGACAUGAUUGGUAGUCUGAAGCAUCCUUCCACUGGAAUGGCAGACAACGACCAUGAGGGCCACAGUGGGCGUGUUCUUGCACAAAUCAAUGAGUACUGGAGGCGCUCUAUCGCGGCACGUCCAAAUGUGAUUCUUGUCCAUGCGGGAACCAACAACAUGGAUCUUGAAGAAGAUCUCGAAGGUUCCCCCGCCAUGCUAGCAACCAUCAUUGACGGCCUCCUUGCCAAUGCUCCUGAUGCUACUGUUCUUAUUGCCCCAGUCAUCUGGGCUAAUAAACCAAAAAUGCAGCAGAAUACCGAUCGGUUUAACCCCAAGGUCAUUUCUAUCAUUGAAGAGAGACAAAAGGAUGGCAAACAUGUUCUUGAAGUCCCCAUAGAUAUCACUGUGGCGGACCUCUGGGACGAGAAACAUCCAAACGACAGUGGCUAUGAGAAGAUGGCCAACGCUUGGUUGAAGGGUAUCCUAGAAGCCGACAAUCGAGGUUGGCUCAAGGAUCCAGUCGCCCGGGAUGCUAAAGGAACACCAGGUGUAGGUCUAGGCAUCGGCGGAGGUAGCGGCGGUACUGGGGAGGAGAUCGAAGGUCAGAUCUGGGAGAAACAGGGCACUGUUUUCGAAGGAUUUCGCACAUGGGAACCUAUGGGUACCAUACGUGGAUCCGUUGAGAAUGGCAGCCGCGAAAAGCUGAUUCUUGCGGAUCUCAAUGGCGACGGCAUCACAGACUAUAUCUUGGCUGACAGCGAUGGUACGCUGCGAGCUUGGAUUAAUCGAGGCAAGCCUAACGAGUGGACCAGCAUCGGAAAGAUCAACCCGGACUGGAAAUCUGUUAAGGGAUAUAUGAUCCGUCUUGCCGAUGUGGACAAUGACGGUCUGGCUGACUUGAUUGUUCUAUAUCAAGAGGGCGCUGCUAAGGUCUGGAGGAAUGUCGAUAACGGAAAGAAGUUUGAGUCCUUCGAUUCCAAGUGGGCGACUGGCCUCGAAUCAAGAGACAAGGUCUACUUUGAAGACAUUGACGGCGAUGGAUAUGCUGAUUAUGUCAUUAUAUUCGACGGCGGUGCUGUCAAGUGGGCACGAAAUACCCAUAAUAACGGCAAGGAUAGCAGCAAGAAGAACUGGGAGACUGAGGUAACCAUUGCUCCGGGUCCUGCUGGUAUACCUACGUUGUCAACAAGAAUACGAGACAUUGACGGAGAUAAAAAAGCCGACUAUCUGGUUGUCUAUGAUGGCGGAGCCGUCAAGGCUUUCCGUAACACCAUAAGUGAGGGUGAACGCAAUUGGGAAGACCUUGGCACCAUUGCACUUGGUACUUCCGGUGUCACGGGCGACAUGAUUCGCUUUGCGGAUAUGGACGGAGAUGGUCUCGCCGACUUCCUUGCCGUUGCCGACGAUGGAAGCAUUCGUAUGUGGAAGAACCUUGGCAUCACUGGCACCAAAGGGACGAGCAUACGUUUUGCAGAUUUAACCGGCAAUGGCUUUGAUGACCUUAUCUCAAUUGACACCAAGGGUCGAGCUCGUGCGUGGCUCAACAAGGGUGGUGAUAAGUGGCAGUCGAUUGGCCAGAUCGCACCGGGCCUUGACGAGGAUCUUUCAGACGCACGCAUUGAGUUUGUCGACGUUAAUGGAGACAAGCGCGCUGACUAUCUGGUCAUCUAUGGCGGCGGUUCCGUCAAAGCGUAUCUGAACCUAGGGAAUCUCCCAAACCCUGGUGACCGACGCAUCUGGCAAGAUGGUAUUGUCAUUGCGCCGGGCGUUGGCGAGCCUGGCAGCAAGGUCAGAUUUGCAGAUCUCGAUGGUGAUGGCUAUGCGGACUUCCUUAUACUCUACGAUGGUGGAGCUGUUAAGUAUUGGCAGAAUAAUAAGAAUAUCCCACCCAUAAACGGCGGCCGUAUUUGGAAGGAGGGUAUUACUGUGGCGACUGGCGUUGGCGAGCCUGGCAGUAAGAUUCGGUUUGCAGACCUCACGGGAGAUGGCAAGGCUGACUACAUUGUCCAAUACGAUGGCGGUGCAGCUCUUGGAUACCGAAACAAUGGUAGAAUUCCUACUGGGGAGGGACGUAAGUGGAACGACAUGGGCACGAUUGCUGCUGGCGUUAAUCCCCAGGGGCCUGUCUAUUAUGCUGAUAUUAAUGGCGACGGGAAGGAUGAUUACCUCGUUGUAUCAGAUGGGGGCGCCAUCAAUGCGUACAUCAACAUCAACAACUGGGUGCCCAAGCUACCUGAAGUACCUGAUCAGACAGGCGGUGGUGGAGGUGAUGGUGGUGGAGGUGAUGGUGGUGGCGGUGAGGGUGGUAGUGGUAGUGGAGGUGGAGGUGAAGGCAGCGGAGGAGGAGACGGAGGCGAUGGCGACAAUGGUAACGUUAUAUACAUCGACCCAGCCAUCUGGAGCUCCAGCAGACCGACCGCAGGCUGUCAGCCACCUUGUACCCUUGUCCUACCACCGUGGCCACUCUCCUUCAAGACAACCAUCAAUUUCCCAGUCCUGACCGAAACCAUUAGAGAAACAUGGCCAGAAACGACAGACGGUGUUAUCAAAUAUCGCACCACUACGAUUACUGUCCGCAUCACACUUCCGCCUCUUACCACUUCCAAGCUUGCGGUCUCCAACAUUGUCCUAACAGUACCAACCUCCAAGUCUGUUCCCGUUCGCGGCAGUGUCGUUCCUCCACCAAUUACUUUGACCGAGCCCACUCAUGGCAUCACCUACACAUACAAACCUGGUCCCUUUCCGACUGGAACUGGAGGCGAGAUUGGACCUCCGCCAGGAAUUGCUCCUGGCAUCAUCGUCACAGCUGGGCCCCCUGGUCCUAUCUGUAAGUCAGGGUGCGGCACCCUUUGUCUCUUUGGUUGCACACCAGUUGAAGGUGGCGGGGGAGGUGGUGGUGGAUCGAUUGGAUGCAUUGGUGGUGGAUGCCCUGUGCCAGGGGAAAAUUGUGUUGGUGCUGGCUGCAAGGAGAGCAACGAAGACGACGAUGAAGAUGAGGAAGAGGAGGAGGACUGCGCCACUGAGACCAACACUGAAUGCCAUCAGGUAUGCACAAAAAGACCCUGCACCACUAUCUGCAACACAUAUCGUGGCUGCGACUGCACAACCUCAAAGGUUACCGACUACUGGGUGUCAUGCAAGUCCUCCUCAUGUACUACCACCGCAACCGAGAUAAUCACUGGCUGCUUCCUCACCGCCACUACUACAACAACCGCUUCAUCUUGUCCCCUGAUCACUGUUGAUCCCUGGGGUGAGAUUCUGGACGACGAUGAUGACGGUAGUGGACGUGAGCACUUUGGUCAAGCCACCAAAACCACCUACCCUGCGAGUGUCGUUGUGUCGUCUGAGCGGUACCCUGUUAGAGAUGGAUAUGCGACCCUUGACAAGACAGCCUACUCAAUUCCCGACGUCAAAUCUCCCAAAAUCACCAAAUUUCAAGGAAUAUCGGCUACUAUAUUCCCUCCUUAUGUCGGCGCUACCAUCUCCGUCACACUGACAAAUGUCAAAAUCAUUACCACUUCCCAAGCCAAGGCCACAACCACCUUUGGUAAAUCGACCACAACUACCAAGACUUCAACAACUGUCACUAAAGCCAUAUCGUAUCCAACUAACACGCUUAUCAACGAAGGCGAAGCCUACUGUUUCACCGAUGACUCCGGCUAUGUCGAAUUCACGCGCAAAGAUGCUGAGAAGGCCAUUGGUAACUUCUGCGCUUCCAAAUACAAGCUCGACCCCGCCAAUUCCUUCGGCCACAACGUAGCCCUUGAACAGAGCGGCUACACAGUUAUUGUAUCAGCCAAAUGGGCACCUGAUCAGACCGGCUGUGGUGACAAAGAAGUAUUUGCCUUUGCCCCGGACAAGCCAAACUUCAACCUCUGCCUCGCUGGCUGGAGUGCUGGCUUCUAUUGCGAAGACCCAGAAGGGAGUUUUGAGUCUAGCUACGGAGGUGCAUAUGUCCUGGAUCCUCCUGAGACUGGCGGAUGUAUCCUCAUGAGCUUGUACGCAUAUGACACAUCCACUAUGAGACUCGCGGCACACCCUGAGGGGGUAGAAGGACCAUGGGCGCCGCCUAUGAUCAAUAAGACGCAUAUAGACGAUAAUCCCGUCUGGGUUCCAAGCGAAGAAGCUAAUGGUAUCAUAUUCUGGCCUGCUUCCGGAGGCUCAUGGCCAGUAGGAAGAUAA
Messenger RNA from Fusarium sp. VM40, 4362 nucleotides. The record is from the annotation of a GenBank genome assembly. Lineage: Eukaryota; Fungi; Ascomycota; Sordariomycetes; Hypocreales; Nectriaceae.